Messenger RNA from Cylicocyclus nassatus, 699 nucleotides. NCBI's taxonomy places the organism in Eukaryota, Metazoa, Nematoda, Chromadorea, Rhabditida, Strongylidae. The record is from the annotation of a GenBank genome assembly.
AUGGCAGCCAAUCCGCGUUCAGAGGUGGAUCUAACGUGUUUGCAUCGACCAAUGACAGACAAGGAAGUGGGCGUUGGGCGGGCCGAAGCGGUAGUCAACCUUCAGCAGCUAGCAUUCACCACUAUGAUGCAGCUUCAGUACCCAUUUGAAGGGUUUUCACAGCAAUUGAAGAGUUCGGCAUGCUCAGAAUCGCUUUCGCCAACUUCCGACAGACGCAUGAGAAGAAAUCGUACCGCGUUCAGCGAGUAUCAGCUUGAUCGACUCGAAAAGACAUUUGAACAGUGUCAUUAUCCAGACAUUGCUCAGCGAGAGAAACUAGCAAAGGAAACGCAGUUGCCAGAAGCAAGGAUUCAGGUCUGGUUCAAGAAUCGCCGAGCCAAGCAACGAAAACGAAUGAGGAACCAAUGCGACUCCCCACUCCCACCAGCCCCUAAUAAUGCUCCAAAAGAAAACACUAUAUUCACUUGGACCCCCGGAAGCAUGUUCGCCAACUUCUUCCCACCACAUCCCGUCUCCUACGCCCCUUAUCCAUCAUUUGUUCACUAUAAUCAGACACAAGUUCCCUUCCAGAACUUUCCGCCACCGUUCAACAUGUGAUAUGUAUAAUGUACAUUUGGACCUUCUAGCAAUUUCUAGCUUUAAUUGACGCUCUGGAGUACUAUUAACCAUUUUGAUUGUGUAUACAAUUCAAUAAACUUG